CUUUAACGCGUUGGCCGUCCUCGGAAACUGGUUAUUCGCUUACGUCAUCGAGAGGGCGCUCUUAUAUCCUUCAGUAAUAUAUUCAAUCCGAUCGAUGAUUGUAUAUUCUGUCAUACACCCAAGCCUCUUUGUAUAACGCGUCAUCGAACAUCGCUAGGACACUAACCGGUUUCUAUUCACUAUUGUGUUUACUUCGCUUCGAAACCUUCAACAUCAACGUUGUGAAACCGAGUCACACAUUCUUAUCAAAAGGCGGUACACUGCCCUGAGGGGCGGAGAAGAGUUCAGAAAAACAGUCUUAGAUAUAUUGGUAAAGAUCUCCUCUAAAGUUAAAGUGAUUAUUGUUCAAAUUCUCUAAGAUCCAGUACGCUAUCCUUUGGAAUUUGUUUGUCUAUUAAGACUGUAUUAUGGAGCGUUAAUUAUAUGUUGGAAUUCUUAUCUGGCGAAUAAACUGUCGACUGAAUGUUGUUCUAGAAUUACGCAAAAAGAGACGAGACUAAGGCGAAUCAUGAGUUCGGUUGUUCUCGCAAAAGCUUUAUAUAGCAAUGACUCCGAAGCGGAUGAUGAACUCUCGUUCAGGAAAGGCGACGUUAUCACCGUACUGGAGACAGAUUUCGAAGGGAUGGAAGGGUGGUGGUUGUGUUCCCUGGGGGAUAAACAGGGUGUCGCCCCUGGAAAUAGACUGCAGUUGAUCUCAUUUGAUGAUGAUAACACAACAGAGCCACAAGAUGUGUAUGAUACUCCAGGACAAGCGUAUAAAGAAAGAUACGGAGAUGUUGAUUAUGACGUACCGAAGCCUUUCGCAGAUGACGACGAUUAUGCGAUACCAAAAUCUCCAUACGAUGCAUACCCCGCGCCGGAAUCGCAGAGGCAUGGAUAUGUCUUACCCAGUCCUCGAGUGAUUUCCGCGGAACGGAAUAGCAAUUCUUCGGACGGACUGAUCACCAACGAGAUUUAUGCAGCUCCCUCCUCGCACUAUAGCUCUGAGAGGUCUAGUGAUGAGUUUCGAUUUUCCGGUGAAAUGUCUCAUGGGAGCGGAUCUGAGGAAAUGUAUGACGUGCCUUCACGCAACUCACUCGAGUGUGAUGAUGGUCAGCGGAACACUCUGCUGCCGGUUAUUCCCCCAAAAGCAAGGGAUGUCGCCAGCGACGGACACCAUAGCAACAGUGGAAGUCGUCACGGUUCACAAGAGAUCUACAGUUUUCCUGCAGGAACUGGACAAAGUGGUUCUGAACUAAAUGGAAAGUAUACGGAUGAUAUGACGUACGACCAGUUGCCUGGCAACGAGAUUUACGAUCAGUUACCCCACAAUGAUGUCAAACAGUUCGACCAUCAAGUAAGUACUGUAUCGAGUGAUGGUGAAGAUUAUGCUACUAUCCCAAGCCCAUCCAUUAUUGAUCCACCCCAAGAGAUCUACGAUGUCCCUCCUGCAGCACCCGAAGAACUCUACGAUACCCUUCCGAGCGGCCUCGAAGAAGUCUACGACGUUCCACCAAUUGGUCCCGAAGCAUUUUACGACGAAUUGCCUCUAGGAGAGAAAGCUGAUGGUAAUAACAACCCCCCGGUCGUAUCUGGAAGUAUAGAGAGUCGUCCUCAGGUUUACGAAGAACGUCCAGGGAGGGUCGAAGAGAUUUACGAUAAUUUUGCCGACAAGGGAGUCAAGGGGAACACAGGGAGCCUAAACAGAAAGCGAAUUGAAAGUGAUGAUUAUGUUGAUUAUCAAGAAAUAUAUGGAAUUGGAGAGAACGAACCUGCGAAGACGAACAAGGACUCCCAACAAAAGGAGCAAUCAGUGUUGGAGAAAAUCCACAUGGAUAAAGUCCGUGAGCUACGAGUGAGUCAUAAUGUUGCUAUGCACAACCUUGACAAACUACAGCAAGCGGUGGACGUAGCUGUCACCAAGCUUAUGAGCUUUGUCACCGAUGAUUGGCGCAGGUCAGAAGUCUACGCUUUGAACAUAAACGGGAUACGAGAGAUUUCUGGAAAGGUUAAGGUCGCUCUUCGUCUGUUAACGGAGUUUGGUCUCGGUGCGUUGAAGAAUUCCAAGAAAUUGCCCGAUAAGGAAAUUGCUGGAAGAAUCGAGGAAGCACUGAAACCUUUGUUGGAGUCUUAUUAUUCAAUCAAGUCUGCUAUUCAACGAUUGGAUGAGAGCAACUGGAGAUCAGCCUAUCAGGAGAAGCCUGAGGAUGAUUUGAAUACCAUCGCAAAACUAGCCCAGUGCAUACCGUGCGGGGCGUACAACCUUGGUGCAGUGAUUGCAAACGUUGCUUACAUCUUGUUUACCGGGGAAACACGAGACGACAACACUCCUUCACACCCCAAAAUCAUAGUUGAAACAAGCGAAGCUACUCAAAACCAGUUGAGCCCUGCAACAGCGCAAAUCGAAAAACCUGAGGCUAGAAGAUUAUUUCAAGAACCUGUCAGUCCCACCCCACUUGUGACCGCGCAGCGUAGCAACCCGACGAGUCCUGUGGUGAGAAAUUCUUCCCCAGAGCCUAUCAGCCCCUCUCCAGCUGUGGACGCGCAACAAACCGUAACCCAGAAUCCUGAGGCGAGAAAGUCUUUCCAAGAUGCAGUGAGCCCGACUCCCGUGGCGGUGCAGGCCGAAAGUACGAAGCAGCCUGAGGCGAGUAAAAUGGAACCAGAAACCGCCAAAACCUUACCCCAAGAAACCAAAACUCCGCCUGUUGUUCAGCCGAAACCAAAGAGAGUUCGAAAGAGAUCCGAUAGUGCCCCGAAUCCACCGACGCUUUCCGAUAUAGAUCGUACUCAAUUGCUUUCUGAUCACGUAUCGGAACUCACGAAUAAUUUAUUGAAUCAAAUUGACACUAUCAAGUCGCCAUCAGAGGGCCUUUCCAGAAAGGGAAGUAAAAAACUUAGCCCAAGAACUGUCCGUAGACUUUGCUCGAUUACGCUGAAAAACGACGACAGGAUUAACGAAAAAAUGUUCGAAGAUGUGACGGCUAUACCUCCAAAACCCUCCCGACAGUGUAGCUCACCCGCAACACCUGUGACUCCUGCGGGCGACCAGCAUUCAUCUCUCACAGGGACGAUGUCGUACCCAGGUUCUCUUCAUUCGGAUAUCUUCAAUCAAACUAGCUUUGAAAGUAUGAAAUCAUUUGUUGAAAAAAUGAACAGUGAGUUCAUGGUUUUGAAGGAAGCCAUUAAAAGCUUUGGAGAAAGCGUGCGCGAAAGACACAUGCCGAAAAUCUUCGUGGCGCAUAGUAAGUUCAUUGUGCUGAGCGCCCACAAGCUGGUGUAUAUCGGAGACGGGGCAUCGCGAACAGUCAUUGGUGAAGAUCGCGCAAAGAUCUCGAGUGUAACAAACUCUCUUUCAGAAGUGAUCAAUAUAUUUGUUGAGGAUAUAAAGAUAGCAGCUCGUCAGUAUCCCGAAGAAGCGGCCAUGAACACGAUGAUAAAGAGUGCAACAAAUGUCACUGAAAAAGCUUUGGGACUCUAUAAGGCACUCAAACGCCAGGCGAGUUAACACGACUCCAUAUAUAUAGUUUGAAAUUACUCCAGUGCAAUGACACUGUUAAAUUAUCCACUCGUUCGCUACUCUGGUUGGUUUUUACGUACCGAGGUAUGAAUUUUACUGCUUUGGAUAAGUUGUUAAGAAACUGACAGGUCAGAUUUGUUAAAACACGCUGUUUUAAACAUAUUUUCAUAGCUAACGAAAAUUUCAAAAUCAUAGCUCUUGUUUAAAACCAACCAAAAUUCUUCUAUCGACCAGAAGUUAUGUCAUGUGCAAGCGAACAUUAGGGCUCAAAAUGAUUCGUACAAAGUUAACACGGGUUCGCAGCAUGAACAAUUCUAGUAUUUAUGUAAUGUCAAAUGAAGCUUUCACGAAACACAGGUCAGUUUUUGGGCACUCCAGCUCAAAAGGUAUACAGUAUUAUUUAAAGAUUAUUGAGCACUCUCUGUCUCUGACGAAUGCAAAAUUCCAAUUAUCGUUUUAUUGCUUUUAAGAAAGUUGUAGAUUAAUGUAAUUAAUAGUUUUAUAAAUAAGCAAUGUAAUUCUUAAAUUAUUAAAGGAUAUUUGUCCUCGA
Molecule: messenger RNA, 4049 nt
Organism: Dendronephthya gigantea
Lineage: Eukaryota; Metazoa; Cnidaria; Anthozoa; Malacalcyonacea; Nephtheidae
Product: breast cancer anti-estrogen resistance protein 1-like
Exons: 4
Coding region: 509-3487 (992 amino acids)
Biological process (GO): cell migration; cell surface receptor protein tyrosine kinase signaling pathway
Cellular component (GO): cytoplasm; plasma membrane
Molecular function (GO): protein binding
Source: RefSeq, a predicted model, not a curated record